UUCAACGAUUCAUCGAAUUGAAGGAGCCGCAUUUAACAAAGGAAGAAGAAGAUGGGAAAGGUGAAGGGUAAGCAUCGUUUGGAUAAGUACUAUCAUCUAGCUAAAGAACAAGGUUACAGAUCUCGUGCAGCAUGGAAGCUUAUCCAGCUCGAUUCCAAAUUCAACUUCCUUCGUUCUUCCCGUGGUGUACUCGAUCUCUGCGCUGCUCCCGGUGGUUGGAUGCAGGUUGCUGUUCAGCGUGUUCCUGUUGGAAGUCUCGUCAUGGGUCUCGAUCUUGUUCCUAUUCGCCCUAUUCGUGGAGCCGUUGCUGCCGAAGAAGAUAUUACGAAACCUCAGUGUAGGUCAACUAUUAAGAAACUAAUGGGUGAACAUGGAUGCCGAGCUGUUGAUUUAGUGCUUCAUGAUGGUUCACCUAAUGUUGGUGGUGCUUGGGCUCAAGAGGCUACGAGUCAGAAUGCUUUGGUUAUUGAUUCUGUUAGACUUGCUACUGAGUUUUUAUCACCUAAAGGGACGUUUGUGACUAAGGUCUUCAGGUCUCAAGAUUACACUGCUGUUCUCUACUGUCUAAGACAGUUAUUUGAAAAGGUGGAGGUUGAUAAACCAGCUGCCAGUCGUUCAGCGUCUGCUGAGAUAUACUUAAUUGGACUAAAAUAUAAGGCACCAGCAAAGAUAGAUCCUCGCCUACUUGAUAUAAGGCAUCUUUUUGAAGGUGGCAAAGAGCCCCCAAAGGUGAUAGAUGUACUUAGAGCAUCAAAACAGAAGAGACACCGUGAUGGGUAUGAAGAUGGGGAGACAAUUUUUACAAAGGUUUGUUCUGCUGCUGAUUUUGUUUGGUCCGACAAUCCCCUUGAUAUGCUUGGCACAGUGACAUGUAUCAGCUUUAAAGAUACUGCUUCAUUAGAUAUAAAGAAUCACGCCUUGACCACUGAAGAGGUGAAAUCCCUAUGUGAUGAUCUUCGUGUUUUGGGAAAACAAGAUUUCAAGUAUCUUUUGAAGUGGCGAAUGGGUAUUAAGAAAGCACUCACUGCACUUACUGAGAAGCCUACUCCUGAGCCAGCUGUUGUGGAGAAUGAGAACAAGGAAGAGAAUGAAGAAGAGAAGAUGCUUAAUGAGAUGGAGGAACUAUCCUAUGCUAUGGAUCGUAAGAAAAAGAGAGCAAAGAAAGUUAUUACAAAACGACGUGAAAAGGAUAAGACACGUAAGGCAACAGGAAUGCAAAUGGAUGCGGUGGAGGAUGGAUGUAUGGAUAUUGAAUUGUUCGCUUUAUCUUCCAUUAAGGGUAAGAAAGAUUUGGAAGCUGUUGAUGAUACUGAGAAUGGUGAUAUUGGGACUGCUAAUUAUGAAGAAGAUGAAGAGACUCGCGAAGACCCUAAAGAUUCAUCGUCAAGUGACAUGGACUCUGAUGAAGAACGCCAACAGUAUGAUGAAAAACUGGAAGAAAUGCUUGAUGAAGCUUAUGAAAGUUAUGUGACUAGAAUUGAAGGAAGUGCACUUCAAAAGCAAAGGAAACGAGCCAAAGGGGAAGAAGCAUCCAAGGACGAGCAACUCCAGGGAAAUGAAAAUGAUGAUAUGAAUCUCUCGGACGAUUCAGAUAGGGAGCAAGACAACAUUGAAUUAAAUCCACUUGUAGUACCGUUUGCUGAUGAAGCUCCAACUCAGGAAGAGAUAAUGAAGAAAUGGUUCAGUCAAGACAUCUUUGAAGAAGAUGAAGAAGAGGAAGAACAAGAUAAGCUUGCUAAAUAUGACAGUGAUGAUGAAAUGCAAGUAGACAAGCCAGUUACAAAACCAACUAGCAACAAGAAGAACGAAAAAAAGAAACCAACAACAGAAAAGCUUCCAGUUCAAGAUAUGAAGAAAAAGAAUAACAAAUUCAAGAAAGAAACGCAACCAGAACCCGAUUUUGAGAUAGUUCCCGCAAUAGCCUCGGACUCGAGUGACUCCGAUUCAUCCUCAGACGAAUCCGAUUACGACAACGACAAAAAAGCUGAGAUAUUAGCCUAUGCAAAGAAAAUGCUACACAAAAAAGACCGCGAAAAUUUAAUAGACGAUUCUUACAACAAAUACAUGUUCAACGAUGAUGCCCGUUUGCCCAGCUGGUUCGUAGAGGACGAAAAGAAACACAACCGACCUAACAAGCCAGUAACGAAGGAAGAAAUUAAUGCAAUGAAAGCCCAAUUCAAAGAAAUUAACGCUCGGCCUGCUAAGAAGGUUGCAGAGGCUAGAGCCAGGAAGAAGCGAGUAGCCGAGAGGAAACUUGAGAAGAUUCGUAAGAAGGCUAACACCAUUUCAGACCAGUCUGAAAUAUCGGAUAGGUCUAAGAGGAAGAUGAUUGAACAGCUUUACAAUAAGGCGACUCCAAAGAAGCCCGAGAGGGAAUAUGUUGUGGCUAAGAAAGGAGUUGCAGUUAGGGGUGGAAAGGGAAAAGUGGUUGUUGACCCUAGGAUGAAGAAGGAUGCUAGAACUAAAGGAUUGGGAAGGUUAGGAAGAGGUGGAAAAGGUAACCCGAAGAAGGCUGGUGGCGGAAAGAAAGGUCAGACCGGGAAAGGCGGUAAAGGCACCGGUAAAGGCAGUGGUGCUAGGGGUUCCGCCUCCUCGAGGAAGGCUGGUAAGGAUUUCAAGAAAUAUACUUCUAGUCGAUAGAGAUCAUCGAUUUUGUCUUUGUUUUGCUGUGACUUUUGCGGUUUUUUCAAAUACUUUUCAUUGUGUUGUCAGCUUUGUUUCGAAAGUUGGCAAGUGAAUUUUGUAUUCUUAAAUAUUUGUACUGCUUAUUUAAUCUUGAUCCAAAUUUUACUU
Impatiens glandulifera is the source of this 2793-nucleotide messenger RNA. RefSeq names its product pre-rRNA 2'-O-ribose RNA methyltransferase. The transcript is spliced from 11 exons. Bases 52 to 2640 code for a protein of 862 amino acids. NCBI's taxonomy places the organism in Eukaryota, Viridiplantae, Streptophyta, Magnoliopsida, Ericales, Balsaminaceae. Gene Ontology annotation, cellular component: preribosome, large subunit precursor; nucleolus; nucleus. The record is from RefSeq and is a predicted model, not a curated record. Gene Ontology annotation, molecular function: rRNA (guanine) methyltransferase activity; rRNA (uridine-2'-O-ribose)-methyltransferase activity. Gene Ontology annotation, biological process: rRNA methylation; maturation of 5.8S rRNA from tricistronic rRNA transcript (SSU-rRNA, 5.8S rRNA, LSU-rRNA); maturation of LSU-rRNA from tricistronic rRNA transcript (SSU-rRNA, 5.8S rRNA, LSU-rRNA).